Desarmillaria tabescens is the source of this 539-nucleotide messenger RNA. RefSeq lists its product as uncharacterized. The transcript is spliced from 4 exons. The record is from RefSeq and is a predicted model, not a curated record. Bases 152 to 436 code for a protein of 94 amino acids. NCBI's taxonomy places the organism in Eukaryota, Fungi, Basidiomycota, Agaricomycetes, Agaricales, Physalacriaceae.
CAAGUACCUUCGUCCUCGCAUCGGGUACUUUAUUGGGUGUCCCCGUUUCCCUUGCCCACUGGCCUCUCUUCUUAAUUCCCUCCCUUCCCCUAACAUUCUUUUGUCACCUCACAUUCUUUUCAUAUCUCGCUCCUUUUGACCGGCUAUCUAGAUGCCUUGGAUAUUUAUAUUCAUGAUGCUCAUUGAGUUAUCUUGCUCUCUCCGCAUUACUGUUCCAAGCGGGGUGCUCAUUGGGGCGAACACAUCGAUCCAUCUUUUGUAUUCUGAUAACGAUCCAUCAAAUUUCGUUCUACGCACCUUCCUGAAUGAUGAGGGUCGGUUAGAUGCGUCAAAGUUUUCAAUGAGCGUCACCAAUUUUAUGAAAGACACCGUGUUUUAUGCAUCGUUUGCCUAUAUUGGCAAUUAUUCCAUCAUGGCCUUUCUAAACUCAGAGUAAACAACAGUCGGACGCACGGUCGUCAUUCUCUCAAAGUGACAUCUUUCAUGUCGGGGAACCCUUCAGUUAUGAAGUUCAAAAACGGGAUCCAGUACCUCCUCUG